Messenger RNA from Hyla sarda, 1229 nucleotides. RefSeq lists its product as uncharacterized. The transcript has 2 exons. Lineage: Eukaryota; Metazoa; Chordata; Amphibia; Anura; Hylidae. The record is from RefSeq and is a predicted model, not a curated record. The coding region runs from base 1 to 783 and encodes 260 amino acids.
AUGGUCACCUCUGGCCACAUCCAGGGAACUUUCAGCACAACAGGUCAAAGUGUCAGAUUCAGCACCUGGGACAGCACCAAGCACGUGCUGAGGCUGGGGGCAGGGUGGGGGGUGGGCAGCCUGGCUCCCCAAUGGACUGGUGGUCAGGAGGAUGUCCUCAGCUGGAAACUCUUUACCCUUCUCCUCAGCUGUGGAGCUCCCAGAGAAAUAUUCUUUAAAGCCAUCUUCAAACAUCAGCCUUCUUACCAUGACCCUAUUCCAUCAUGGGACCUGCCUCUUGUUCUGAAACAUCUUUGUGAGCAGCCUUUUGAACCCCUGGAUAAGACUUCCCUAAAACAUGCUUCUGUCAUGACUAUCUUCUUGAUUGCCAUCACCUCGGCCAGAAGGGUCAGCGAGUUACAAGCAUUAUCUAGCAAGGAACCAUACCUAAGGCUUCUCGCUGACGUUGUAGUUCUCGGCACUAUGCCAGGGUUCCUGCCUAAGGUAUCAUCAGAAGCAAAAUUAAAUCAAGAUAGUUCUUCCAGUUUGCACCUCUCAAGAAGGGACAUGCCCUUAUUAGAUGUGAAGAGGGCGAUAAUGAUCUAUCUGGAAAAGACAGCAUCUUUCAGGUUAUCGGAAGGACUGUUCCUCCAAUUUUAUGGCCCGAAUAAGGGUAAGAAGGCAAGUAAAUCCACAUUGGCUAAGUGGCUUAGAGAUGUCAUCACAUUGUGGUACUCUAUGGAAGGGAUUCAGUCACCACUCAAACAUAGAGCUCAUUCUGCAAGAUCAACAACAGCUUCUUGAGCAGAAAGGCACCAUAUCCCUAUGGACCAGAUAUGCAGAGCAGCCACAUGGGCAUCAUCUACGACCUUCACCAAGCACUACAGAUUGCAUGUCGCAGCCUCUCAGGGACCAGCCUUCGGCUUGAGUGUUAUCCAAGGAGCUGGUUGCCGAUGAAGAGUAUCCCCCCCCCCCUUUUUUCGGUUUCUUAUUACUGCUGGGACUGUCCCAUUGUGUGCUGCCACGGAUGAACAGGAAGUGGAAAAUUUACCUUUUCUGAAAUUUUCAUUUCCUGGAAUCUGUGGCAGCACAAGUAUACCCACCAAAUAAAUGUAUUCACUGCAGCAAAAAAUAUGCCUGUUUCUUGUGUUUAAGGGUCUUUCUAGGAGGCUGGACCUUGUUAAGCUAAUUACUUGUCUCUAUUGCUUGUGCUAACUUCUAAGUCAAUGAAGAAGCAUUAACCCAUUGCA